Messenger RNA from Bombus terrestris (buff-tailed bumblebee), 2901 nucleotides. RefSeq lists its product as uncharacterized. Bases 43 to 1329 code for a protein of 428 amino acids. NCBI's taxonomy places the organism in Eukaryota, Metazoa, Arthropoda, Insecta, Hymenoptera, Apidae. The record is from RefSeq and is a predicted model, not a curated record. The transcript is spliced from 5 exons.
CAGGAGGUCACGAAUGUCGUUCGAGCAAACCUGUGUAGAUGAAUGACUGUCGUAUUGUUUCAGGUUGCCGCCACCGUUGCCCAGGAUUACGAGGUCUCUGACAUCCAGUGCAGCGGCGCAGGAUCAGCAGCCGAUCUCCUGACAGCGAAGAUCAAAAGACCAGUUGGCUUCAGAGGGGCGCCGCUCUUUGCCGACGACAGAUCCGCCAAUCCGCUUACCGACAUUCACUGCCAGAUCAGGCCAGAUCCCAAUGAUCCUCAGGAAGAUAACUAUUUCCUGAAGGUGACUGACUUCUCGAGAUGCGGCAUCCUGAAGAGAAACGGUUUCAUUCACCUGCGAGUAUGGUUUCCGGCAUUUCCCGGAGUCGUCAUGCUAGCCGAUCAAGAAUUAAUCUUAAUGUGCCGACCACCUGAGCCCACGUUACUCCGUCACAAAGCUGCCGGUUUCGCUGGAACCUUUCCUCACGGGGCAAGAGUAUCUGGGGUGGUCGAAGAAACACCUGGACGACUGGAGUACGAGGUAGCCCUUUACCGCGAAGCUACGGGCAACGUAUCGGACGCAUCGGGGUCACAGACUGUCGAUCAAGCGGUUCCCAUUGGUACAAAGCUUCAGUUAAGAGCUCGAAUCAGUGCAGACAGUGCAUGGGGUUACAUUAAACUGUUGGAAGUGACCGUUAGUCCCGAUCCCGAUCAGCCUCACGCACCAGGAAGUGUCGUGUUGGUGAAGGACGGCUGUAGAAAUCGAGAUUUCGCGUCAAUAAUUCCUCAUCAACCAGCCCGUUAUCGAGAGAGAAAGAACGAAGUUUUCCUCGAUUUCGAAGCCUUUCUCCUCAGUUCCAUGAGAGAACGUUCCACGCUAUGGAUUCACUCGCAGAUCAAGGCUUGCAUGGAACCUCAGGACUGCCAACCGGAUUUUUGUCUCGAUCUUUUUGAACCAUCGGGACACGGAAAAAAGAAAAAACGAUCUAUCGUAGAAGGUACGAACGAAUAUUUUCCUAAAGUCGACCGCUUGAUAAAGGAAUACAACGAUUCGAUACCUUAUACGAAAUUUAAGGAAAAUAUCGAAUACACGGUGAUGAUGCCUGAUGAUAUAUAUCAGAAAGUGACUGCUGGACUUGAAAACAGUUGCGGUAGUUUUCUUUACGUUGCAACAGGACUUGGUGCACUUCUGGUUUUAUCAGCUUUUAUCAUGUGCUAUCUUGCAACAAGACUUCACAAUUUGUCAUCAACUAUACCACAAAAUAAAUCAAUCGACGAACUAGUACGAGAUCGUGCUAGAAAAUAUUCUGAACAAACACCAGGCUACACCGGCCGAUCUACGGUACAAUAGCAAAAUGCAAAUAUUAUAUUACAUAUGUACUUUAUUAUGCUCAAUCAAAAUGAAACAGUAGUUUUCGUGAAAUGAAAUAAGAAACCAAAUUAACAAAACGACUUAUGGUACGGAUAUAAGCAAAAUAUCAUACAAAAAUAAUACAAUAAAUACAAUAAAUUGUAUUAUAACGUAAUAUUUUUUUUAAUAUCUGUGAGCGUUAAGAAAUUAUACUAAACUAAAAACACAGAGUUUAAAAAAUAUAUGAAACUAAUAUAUUUAAUUAAUACACUUAAUGUAUAUUAUUUAAGGUAGAUAAGAUAGAUAAAAUUUGAUAAGACUUGGUAGAAUUACUGCAAAGAUACGGAUAUGUUAUAUAUUAUUACAUAUUUGUGUGUAACAAAAAAAAAAACAAAUGUAAUUUACGAACUUUAGCAAAUAUUAAAUUCUUCAUUAUUGCUCUUCGUAACUGAUCAUUCACUUUUGCACGUUUUAUACAACAAAUUGCACGAAAAAUUUAUUUUAUUUUAUUUCUCACAUUAAAUACUUAUUACAUAAUUGCAAAUCUACUUCUCCGCUAUUUCAACAUUUUAUUAAACGUGCAGUGCUAUUACGUGACCUGAAACAGUGCGUAUAUAAUCUUUAAUAGUAAGUAAUCCUAAAUGAACUGUAUUAAUUUAUUCAUUAUAGAAUAAUUUACUCAUAUCCGUUACGGUUGAAUAUAACUAUAAUGUAUUUUCUUUUGAGGGUGAUUGUAUACAUUUGACUCAAUGUACAUACAUACAGUAGUAGAAUACUAUUUGUUGUUUAUAAAGAAAAUGUUAUCAUUUAAAGAUUCUAACUACAAAUUUCUUAAUUGGUCGAAUAAACGAAUAGGUAUAGAAAUAUUACAAAAUAAUUACUGUAUUAAUAUAAUCGCAUAUAAGUUAUUUAUUGCAAAAUAAAACAUCACUGCAUUUUUAUGCAUGUCACACAUUUAGGAAUAUUAAAUUAUUGAUAGAAAUUAAAUCGAUUGCUCCAUUUCGCAAUAUUUUAUAGCAUGUCAUUCUAUUACAUGUUUAUGAAUAUAACAUAAUGAGGGAUGUGGUAAUGCUGUGCAAUCGCGCGUAUAUAAAUUAGGAUACAAGGGCGGACUAGGACUCAAAUUUUUAUUGUAGAAAUAUAAAAAUGGGACCUCUUGUGUUCUUAUCUAAUACGCAUGCACAUUCAUACAGUAAAUAUGUGUGUGUAAUUCAAUUAGCGAGCGGCAUCAGUUGCAUGCCUGAUUAAACAAGAACAGAAAGGUCCUAUGCAGAAUUCUCUUUCAAUUCCCACAUCGCAUCCACUUACACGCUAACAUACGACUCGCGUACUCUAUCUUUAUAUCUCUAUGAGUUUUACUGGGAGAUUACAAUUCUACAUAGAGCGGAUCCAAGUCAGUAAAACCUCUAAACCCUACUGUCUCACCGGGAAUUUUUCUAAACCCCCCAAUAGCUAGUCCGCCUCUGUAGAUACAAUUUAUAACAAUCAACUUUACUUAAAUAAAAUAGAGCAUAUAAGAAAACAAUUCUACAUCAAAUAGAUUUCGGUCUACAAAUAAUAAGAGCGUAAUAA